AUGUUGCUACCCGCCAUCAAACCGCGCGCAGGCAAGCCUGCGGCCGCUCUCGUGCGCUCGAAACAUGCCAUAGCUUCCCCAUCCCUCGAGUCAAGAGCGCGCCCCCACGAUCGUACACGGUCUAUAAGUCGCUCUUCCGCACAGAGCGCUGUCGUCUCACAGUCUUUGCGACCUCUCCCAGCGCCUAGCUUCCAGCAGCUCCCGACGCUGGACAACAUUCCUCCUGCGCCCUCACACAUCAGCUCCCAUACGGACGCUCAUCUGGACCACUCUUUCAUCGGGCUCUCCGGCGGUCAAAUCUUCCACGAGAUGAUGCUCCGACACGAUGUCAAGCAGAUCUUCGGUUACCCAGGUGGAACCAUCCUCCCCGUCUUCGACGCCAUCUAUGACUCUCCUCACUUCGACUUUGUACUGCCCCGCCACGAACAAGGCGCAGGACACAUGGCCGAAGGUUAUGCUCGUGUAUCCGGUAAACCUGGCGUCGUGAUCGUCACAUCAGGUCCGGGCGCUACGAACGUGAUCACGCCUAUGCAAGAUGCGCUGAGCGAUGGCAUCCCUCUCGUCGUCUUCACUGGCCAGGUCGCAACUUCUGCAAUCGGGUCGGACGCCUUCCAAGAAGCUGACAUUGUUGGCAUCUCCCGCGCGUGUACAAAAUGGAACGUCAUGGUCAAGGAUAUCUCAGAGCUCCCGAGACGUAUUAACGAAGCCUUCAAAAUUGCCACGUCCGGACGGCCUGGACCCGUUCUCGUCGAUCUGCUCAAGGACGUCACUGCGGGAAUCCUCCGGACACCUCUACCUUACAAGGCGACCACUCCGGGCAUUAACCUCAACUUGCCCACGAAUCCCCUGCUGCCCUCGACGGGGUCUGCCCAUGCACCGCUUGACCUUCCCUCGCUGCGCCAUGCCGCGAACCUGAUAAACGCCGCUGCAAAGCCCAUUAUCUACGCUGGUAAUGGCAUCCUCAACCAUCCCGACGGCCCCAAGAUCCUGAGGCAGCUCGCGCAGAACGGUAACAUCCCUGUCACCACAACUCUGCAAGGUUUGGGCGCAUUCGACGAGACGGAUGAUAAGUCGCUGCAUAUGCUCGGCCUGCACGGCUCCGCAUACGCGAACAUCGCGAUGCAGAGAGCGGACGUAAUCAUCGCUCUAGGCGGCCGCUUUGACGAUCGGGUCACGGGCAAGAUCGAGCUGUUCGCCCCUGCUGCUCGCGCUGCUGCUUUAUCUGGACGAGGUGGUAUCAUCCACUUUGAGAUUCAGCCGAAGAACAUCAACAAGAUCGUCGAGGCGACUGUACCCGUUGUCGGCGACGUCACACAAAACCUCUCCGCUAUGCUGCCCAUGAUCAAGCACUCGCCCCGAGAAGCGUGGUUCAAGGCUAUCAGGGGGUGGAAAAAGCGCUACCCAUUCACUUUUAUCAAGAGCGAUCCGCAAAAAGGGGAGCAGAUGAAGCCGCAGGAGGUUAUCGAGGAGCUAGACGCUCAGACGCGAGGGCGGAAGGAGGAUAUCAUCAUCUCGACGGGCGUGGGACAGCAUCAGAUGUGGGCCGCGCAGUUCUACCGCUGGACACAGCCUCGCUCACUGAUCACUUCUGGCGGUCUGGGCACGAUGGGUUUCGGUCUCCCAGCGUCCAUCGGCGCCAAGCUCGCCGCGCCACACAAAACAGUAAUCGACAUCGACGGCGACGCGUCGUUCUCCAUGACGGCUAUGGAGCUCCAGACCGCCUCGCAAUACGGGAUCGGCGUCAAGGUCAUGGUCUUGAACAAUGAGUAUCAGGGUAUGGUCCUGCAACUGCAAGAUAUAUUCUACGAAAAACGGCACUGCCAUACAAGUAUGACGAACCCGGACUUCAUCGCUCUCGCAGAGGCUAUGGGCGUGCACGCCAUACGUGUGAAUAACGCCAACGAACUUCCGGCCAAGAUGAAGGAAUUUUUUGAGUACGAUAACUCGAAGCCGGUCUUGAUGGAGUGCAUCGUUGAGAAGGAUGAGCAUGUGUUGCCAAUGGUAGGGAGUGGGAGGGCGCUAGAUGAUAUGGUUCUCCAUCCAUCACACGUAGAUGGGGAAGGCGGCGCCUGA
Molecule: messenger RNA, 2073 nt
Organism: Peniophora sp. CBMAI 1063
Lineage: Eukaryota; Fungi; Basidiomycota; Agaricomycetes; Russulales; Peniophoraceae
Source: the annotation of a GenBank genome assembly